This is a messenger RNA of Drosophila grimshawi, 3888 nucleotides long. RefSeq lists its product as uncharacterized. Bases 1253 to 3250 code for a protein of 665 amino acids. Gene Ontology annotation, biological process: regulation of DNA-templated transcription. The transcript has 5 exons. The record is from RefSeq and is a predicted model, not a curated record. Gene Ontology annotation, molecular function: DNA-binding transcription factor activity. NCBI's taxonomy places the organism in Eukaryota, Metazoa, Arthropoda, Insecta, Diptera, Drosophilidae.
CAAAACUUUGGCCGUCGUGAACAGAGCAACUUUUAAUAUCGUAUCGCAAGUCAAAUCAGAGAGUCAUUUCAGAGAGCUUUACCCCAAGCAGCAGCAACAACCGCAACAACAAAAUAAUCAAACUUAAAACUGUGCAAAUUUUCGGAAAUUUGUGAAAUUGUUUAAAUUUGUGUUGGAUGUCUGAGUACACUGUGCAUAGAAAAACCCAUUCAUUCAAUUAAAGAUAUAUUCUUAAUGGCAUCACAAGCUGUACUUCCGUAUAAAGAUUUUUUAUUCAUAGAACACUAAGUUCUUAAAAACCCAAUUGAAGUGACAAGUGUCAAGGAAAAAACAAAGAAUUAUUUGCGAGAGACGCAAUUAAUCAAAAAACUACAUUAUCAAUUCAAAAAGUAUCUGAGAUAGCAGUUAUAUCUAGAUACAAUAAACAAAUCAACUAAAACCAAUACAGUGCAUAUUCAAUAACGUGAACUACUAAUCUUAUCGGUUAACUGCCCCAAUAUUAUGUUCGUCGACUCUUCUAUUGCUGUACCAAGAACAACAAUAACAACAACAAGUAGAGCGCGUGUCGCCUACGAGAGAGACAUUGACAACAAGCGCAGCAUCAACGUCAUGCAACAUUCGCCUGCCGUUGUCUUCAUGUGUGUGCAACAUUCGCAGCAGCAAGUUCCCAUGCUUAACAAUUUCAUGUGUAUGCGUAUGCGUGGCUGGCAUUAUAAUUAUCAUUACAACAAUUGUCUACAAUCGAUUAAGGGCACCUUGUCCACCAAGACUCUCCUAAAGCGCUCCAAGAACUUGCGAAAGAAGCGCGGCUCAAAGAUUCGCGGCAAUUUUUAUUGUAGUGGUUUUCGUUUUUGAGGCAACACACCGGACACACAUAAAGAAUUCAAAAUCUCAAUUCACAUAAAAAGGAAAUUUGUUUAAGCGGGACUUGCUUGCCACACGCGGCGGCAUUAAAAUGAGUGUCUAAAAGGAAGUUGUGUCGACGACUCUUUUAGAACUUGUUUAAAGUUCCCUAACAAUUUCAUUGUUCCUCUCCAACGGUCAAUUAAAACCACGUUCAAAAUGGCAUUCACUGUCGAAGUCUCAGCCAGCCAAAAUAGGGCCAAGAGCGAAUCAGACAACAGCAACCAUCACAACAACCACAACACCGAGAACAUCAGCUACGGUCAGCUCAGCAACACCGAUUAUUUUAACGGCAUCAACUCAAGCAGCAACCAGACGGAGUGCCGAAAAUCCCAGAGAUAUAAUAUUGAUGAUCCAGGAGCCAGCACGGGCACAGGCAACAACAUACGAGGCACAGCAGAGCAACGUCGCAACUACUGGCGAGAGAAUCUACUCGUCCAACUGCAACUGCUCGCAGAAGAGAACAAAGCAAACAGUGCCUACGACGGAUUCGCCUAUGUUGACGUUAACGACGAAAACGACAACCAUACCGAUCGUAAUAAACACGCUACCCAAUCCAAGAAUUAUAUUGAUCAAGGUGCCCACGCAGAACAGCAGCAACACAGACAACAGCAAGAGCGACAGGACAGAGCCGAGCGCGCCUCGAACUCGUCUUAUCAGAAUACCCUUUUUACCAGGGUCGGUACCAGCCACGGCUUCAGUGAAACGUGCUUUGCCUACGGCGAGCUCUUCAGUAAACUUUACAACUUCGGCGACAGCAUCCCGUAUCGUGAAAGACGCCAUCAAAUCGACUGGGACAAUAUACCCACAAGAACAGUGCUCGAACAGCUCCAACUCUCAAUUAAAUCGAGUCAACCAGAACGACCCGACCACAACAUCGACAACGGUGACCCAAACGGUCCAGGUUUCGAGCACGCCCCAGACUUUGGCGUCAAUGGCUGGUAUACAGCUGACAGGUGCAGACAUGCAGUCCCCCCAGGAUAUGAGUGGAGCAAUGCCUACUGCUACAGUUGAAGAGAUUGAUGUUCCGGUGUUCAUUGAUGAAUACCUGCAAAAUAUAGAAGCAAGUUUGUCAACGAGCAGCAACAACAAGAGUGAGGAGAUUGGAACAGAGAUUUUAACCGAGACGGAUAAAUUUGACUUUGACUUUGAUAUAAACUUGAUUGCCGAGGAUCUCAUUGAAUGCAAGGAAAUGGAUCAGUGCAAUCUGGGCAUGGAUAGAAAUAACAGCGACUACUACAACUGCGACUUAAUUAAUAUGGAUACAACUGACUUUCAACAAUUCGAGGACGGCGAGGAGUUGGCACUUGAUAUGAACUCAAUGUGCAAAGGCAUCGACAUCAAUAGCAAUCUGCGCGAGGAUUUUAGCCUGGAAAACAUACUGACGAAUUCGGAAAAUCCAAUGCUUGCUAACUUUUCACAGGGAUCCAUCUCAAAUAGCCAGGUUACCAAAGAAUUCACAGAGCUCCCCAUGCUGGCCAAUGAGAACAGCAUGGAGAACAGCUCCUACGGCUUCAGUCAGCCUUUGUUUGGCUCUGGCCAUCUGGAUGGAGUCAACGAAGAUGUUUGCCAUUUGGUCGCUAUGCCCGACGGCAUGCCCACUCUGGGUGUCAAGCGCACAGCUUCUGCAGCCACUAUAUCCGUAGCCGAGUCAAUGCCACAAAAACGCAUCAAACUCGGACUUAACAUUAACAAAUCACAAAUCAGUCAUUCAGAUGUCAUCAACACGCCCACCAUCAUCGAGCAGAUGCUCAACUUUGAUGAACUUAAUUUUGCCAACACCACCUCCACCCGGGAUGAAAUCUAUGAAGAUCUGCGCAACACUGAGGAUAUCAGCUCCAUCACCAUUCUACCAGAUUAUUGCACAGCGCCAAAUACGCCCAACAGCACAUAUUCAGUCGGCAUCGCCCGAUCGCCUGAGCCAACGUGCCAGCUUGGAUUUGGCGGCUUCAUCACUGCACCUGUUUCACCCGCCUUCUCCACUGCCAGCACAUCUCAGUUCAGCGUCACAACAUCCACCACUGAUAAGUCCAAACGCAAGCGUGGACGGCCAGCCAAGGAGCACGCUGAUGGCCCCGAUCCGGAGCUGAUGUCGAGAAUGACACAUGAAGAAGCGAAAUUGUACCUGGAUCGCCUUAAGAAUAAUGAGGCUAGCCGUGUCUCGCGCAAGAAGACCAAGAAGCGUGAGGAGGAGGAAGUUAAGGACGAGGAUGCCCUUAUCGCGAAGAAUCAUGAACUGCGCGAACAGCUGCAGCGUCUGAAGCAUCGAUCACAGAAGAUAGUAGAUUUCCUGAAUCAGAAUCAUCAUAAGAGAAGCACAUACAUCAAGCCCGAGCCGGGGCAUUGAAAUUCUCGUAGCCAUGCCAUAGUCAAUAAAUCCUGUGCCUCUUGCCGAUCGCAUAUUGUGACGGAGAUUGCUUGUUGUAAGAUUAGUGUUUAUCCAAUGUUAAGGUAGUCGUUGAACAAGUCGCUGUAAUGUGUGGCCACCACUCAAGGAGCCACAAAAAAAAAAAAAAAGAAAAAAAAAACAUCAAUGUUAAACAAAAAUUGAUGAAUACAAUAUUUUUAUAUCAUCUAAGUGCAUAUGCAUGAUUUGAAAGCGCCACAUAAAAAGCGCACGAUUUUUAAAUUUUUUUAUUCGUAUUUCUAUUAUGUUUGCAAUUGUCAAAUUUUAAUUACAUGUUUUUAUACUUAUGUUUUACAUAUUUAAUAAUUGUAAUCAACAUCAAAACGUAUCUUCAAGCUCAUUAGAAGCAAAAAAAGAAAGAUAAAUACAAAAAAACAACAAAAAAAUGAAGUAGCGAUUAAUUACAAUUAUAUAUAAAAAUAUUCUUUUAUCGCAAAAAUACAAAAAUUGUUACAAACAAAAAAAAUUUAAAUAUUGUUCAAGCUAUGCAUAAAUGUAUUCCACGUAUAUUUUAGAAUUAUUAUAAAAACUGAAUCGUUUGAAUAAAGUGCAUGUCCUUAAGGACAUGUCGAAAUCAA